This is a messenger RNA of Phragmites australis (common reed), 1523 nucleotides long. RefSeq lists its product as uncharacterized. Gene Ontology annotation, cellular component: chloroplast. Gene Ontology annotation, biological process: chloroplast organization; regulation of DNA-templated transcription. The record is from RefSeq and is a predicted model, not a curated record. Gene Ontology annotation, molecular function: double-stranded DNA binding. NCBI's taxonomy places the organism in Eukaryota, Viridiplantae, Streptophyta, Magnoliopsida, Poales, Poaceae. The transcript has a single exon. The coding region runs from base 116 to 1330 and encodes 404 amino acids.
CUACCGAUCCUCGGCCGCACGCCUAGACUAGACCCCCACCCCACGAACUCGACUCACGUCGCCCAAACGACGUCAAAGACUCCCGUCCGCCGUCCCUCCUCCUCCUCCCGACCAGAUGCUUCGCCGCCGCCACCCCAAUCCCCGUGCCUUCCUCCCACUGCUCCUCGGCCGCGGCUCGCCCGCCAAAACAGCGGCCGCCUGCGAUUCCCUACCUUCCCUCCCCCCUGUCCGGCAUUUCCUCGAACGCCUCCUGGGCGGCACGGGGGCGCUCUCCCACGCCGCCCCCAGCGCCGCCACAGCCGGAGGCGACCCCGCCUCCCUCACGGUACACUUCCUCCGCCACUCCUGCGGCCUAGCGGAGCCGGAGGCCGCCGCUGUGGCCGCGCGCGUGCGCUUCCGCUCCACCAAGAACGGGCACGCCGUUCUCGCGCUCCUCCGCGGCCUCGGCUUCCCUCCCGCCUCCGUCGCGCGCCUCGUCGCCGCCUUCCCUGCCGUGCUCUCCUCCACCACCAUCGGCGCCAAAUUCGACUUCUACCGCCGCGAGCUCGGCCUCUCCGACGCCGAGGUCCGCCGCUUCCUCCUCGCCAGCCCCAACCGCACCAUCACCGCCGGCCUCGACGGCCGCCUCCGCCCCAACCACCAACUCCUCAGGGACCUCCUCGGCACCGACAAGAAUGUGCUCUCCGCCGUCAAGCAGUCCAUGGACCUCAUCUACGAGAACCUCCAGGUCGUGCUUCUCCCAAAACUCAAGGCCCUCCGCGACCACGGCGUCACGGAGGAGGUCCUCAUCAAGCUGGUCACCACGCACCCCAAGGCUCUCGUGCACAGGUCCUCCCGCUUCGAUGACGGCUUGGCUGCCAUGAAGGACCUUGGGGUCAGCCCGUCCUCCGGCAUCUUCCCCUACGCCUUUGGGGUAUUUUCGAAAAUGUACGAGUCCAAAUGGCAGCGCAGGAUGGACAAUUACCUCAGCUUGGGGUGGACCGAGGAGCAGGUGAGGCGGGCGUUCGUCAGGCACCCGUACUGCAUGUCGGUGUCGGAUGACAAGGUCAGGCAACUCAUGCAGUUUUUCGCGGAGAAGCUUGGCUGGAGCCCCGAGUAUGUGUCGUCAAGCCCGACACUUCUUUCCUUCAGCUAUGAGAAGCGGGUCUUGCCGAGGUGCAUGGUGCUGGACAUACUGGCGUCGAGGGGUAUCAUCAAGCAGGGCAUAAAAUUGAGUCAUCUGACGAUGUCGGAGAAGAAGUUCGAGGAGAAGUAUGUCACAAGAUACCAGGAAGUGGUUCCUCAAGUAUUGGAAGCUUAUGGAUCCAGAACAGCUAUUGCUGUGAAGUAGCAGAAUGAUUCUGCCUUGCUCUACCUUGGAACAAAGGCACUGUCUUCUCCUUGCCCUUGUCCUCAAUUGUUCGAUUUUGUUAGUUGCAUGCUUUUCUAUCUGAGAUCAUGAAAUGCAAUGCACUUGGAGUCAAAGAAUGACUUAGGUCCUGUUUGCUGUUCUUUAAUACCGAUUUACAUCCCUUUUGGUGUUC